AUGAUCGGCCAGUUCUGGGCUUCCUAUCUUUUCCCGCUGAUCCUAGUGGGCUUCGUUCAGCCGAGCCCGAACCAGGAGAAAAUGAAGAUGGAUUGCUACCAAGGGGUGACAGGUACCAUCUAUGAGUAUGGAGCCCUUACUCUCAAUGGCGAGGAAUAUAUCCAGUUCAAGCAGUAUACGGGCAAACAUGUCCUCUUUGUCAAUGUGGCUACCUACUGAGGCCUGACAGCUCAGUAUCUUGAACUGAAUGCACUACAAGAGGAACUGAAGACUUUUGGUCUAGUUGUGUUGGGCUUUCCCUGUAACCAGUUUGGAAAACAAGAACCAGGCAGGAACUCAGAGAUCCUUUCUGGACUCAAAUACGUCCGUCCAGGUGGUGGCUUUGUCCCCAAUUUCCAGCUCUUUGAGAAAGGGGAUGUGAAUGGAGAGAAAGAACAAAAGGUCUUUACUUUCCUGAAGAACUCCUGCCCUCCCCCCUCUGAGAUUUUGGGCUCACCAAGGCAACUCUUUUGGGAGCCCAUGAAGAUCCAUGACAUCCGCUGGAACUUUGAGAAGUUCCUGGUGGGACCUGAUGGAGUCCCUGUCAUGCGCUGGUACCACCAGGCUCCAGUCCACAUAGUCAAGUCCGACAUCCUGGAGUACCUGAAACAGUUUGAAACCCAGUAG
Molecule: messenger RNA, 666 nt
Organism: Chrysochloris asiatica (Cape golden mole)
Lineage: Eukaryota; Metazoa; Chordata; Mammalia; Afrosoricida; Chrysochloridae
Gene: GPX6
Product: glutathione peroxidase 6 (olfactory)
Exons: 5
Biological process (GO): response to oxidative stress
Molecular function (GO): glutathione peroxidase activity
Source: RefSeq, a predicted model, not a curated record